AAAGACGUCGAACGGUAUAUUGGUGGCCGAAAUUCUGCAUACAUAUUAUCCUCGCUCAGUGAACUUAGGACACUUUGUUGAUGGUUCAUCGACCGGCGUAAAAGCCAGCAACUGGAGAAUAUUAGAGAAAAUAUUCAAAUCACUUGAAUUCCCUAUAGAACAAUCUAUAAUAGACGGUACUAUUCACGGGAAAUAUGGAGCCGCCUUCGAGCUGAUCACGAAAGUUUACGAAUAUGUCACAGGCAAAGAAGAACCAAGAAGCCAUUGGGUUUACAGUACUGGUCAAAGCUACCACGGACAACGGUGCUGGUAUGCAAGAGAUACAGCCAUUACCCUAAUAAACCGUAACAUCAGAACAUCCGAACUGAUCUUGCAGCCGGACAUUAUUAUCAGGCGAAAAUGGAUGCAAAAUGUCCUGGAUCAGUACCGAGGACUUCGUGAAAGUGAACGCAUGGUGUAUCCAAGACGUUGCAUGCUCAAAAAGCCCCUUUUCGCUAUAUGUGAGCGGAAGUA
Molecule: messenger RNA, 513 nt
Organism: Opisthorchis viverrini
Lineage: Eukaryota; Metazoa; Platyhelminthes; Trematoda; Opisthorchiida; Opisthorchiidae
Exons: 4
Biological process (GO): regulation of cytoskeleton organization
Cellular component (GO): axoneme
Molecular function (GO): microtubule binding
Source: RefSeq, a predicted model, not a curated record